This is a messenger RNA of Drosophila yakuba, 1521 nucleotides long. RefSeq names its product triadin (gene Rlb1). Gene Ontology annotation, cellular component: 90S preribosome; nucleus. The record is from RefSeq and is a predicted model, not a curated record. Gene Ontology annotation, biological process: maturation of SSU-rRNA. The transcript is spliced from 2 exons. The coding region runs from base 92 to 1507 and encodes 471 amino acids. NCBI's taxonomy places the organism in Eukaryota, Metazoa, Arthropoda, Insecta, Diptera, Drosophilidae.
GUUUUGUAGUUGAUCGGGGUGGCAUCACCGUUUCCUAGCACAGACAGAAACCUGAGUCUAUUAUUUCAACCACCACUGUAACUAAAACAGCAUGGACAGAUUGAAAUUUAAUAAUUUGGUGAUAUCCAACAAGAAGGUCAUUCAAAAGGCACGCGCACAGACCAUCGCCAAAGUCGUACAGAAGCUGCGAAAGACAAAAGAUGUUCUGGCCAAAAAUCCGGACAGUGAAAAGGAAAAGAUUCGUUUGCGCAAGAACACAGAAUGCCUGGCCCAGUUGAAGGCCCUAAAGUGCAUGGACAUGGUGCGCCAAUCGCUCCUCCAGGAGGGCACAAAUCCCAAUGCGGUGAUUGCCAACGAGCUCUCCACGCCGGAUGAACUGGGCAUUGCCAUGCUGCGGCUAAACAAAUUGAUGCACGGACUGGUGGACAAGUUUGUGGAAACCCUGAAGCUGAGCACCGACAAAGAGGCCAAGUGGCGGGAGGAGAUCCAGGAGACGAGCAAGCGACGGGCCAAAAUAGAACGCACUGAGGAGCGGAAGCGGAAACGCAAGGAGCUGAAGGAGCAGAAGGCUCAAACCAAAAACAGAUUGGAGUGGUUAGAGCAGAACAAAGUGGCGAAUGCAGAAGUUAAUGGAGCGGCUGCGGAAACACCUACUCUCGAAAUCAGCCAAGUUAAGGUCGAGGAGGUCCCUCAGACUUCAGUUGAAACCGAAAAUCCUCCAGUGCCUCUUAAAGUCAAAAAGGAAAAGACACCUAAAACAGCAGCCAAAAAAGAUAAAAGCCUUAAGAAAAAACAAGCUUUUGAUGAGCAGAUCAAGCCUGAGAAAACUAAGCCCAAUCCCAAAAAAGAGGCUUUUGAGGAGUCAUUCAAGGAGAAUAACACAACCUCUGAUAAAAUUCAACAAACAGAACGCAGACCGAAGGAAUCUAAGCCAAAACCUUUGGAGAAAAAGCAAGCCAAGGAGCAGAAGCCUAAGCCUCGCUUAGAAAGGCAGCCGAGCUUUGAUGAAGAGGAACCACAACCUGACAGCGAUCGUCCCACACAUGUCGUUGAUCCCUUUUUCAUCACGGAAUCAGGCCAGCCGUACUUGUCCAGCGCCGUGGUUCUUUCCGGGGACAAUGACAGCGAAGCUGAAGAGGAACAGGGUCCGCCGCCAGUCAAGAAGUUCCGCAAGGAAGAGCGACGGACGAAUACAUAUCGUGAAAACAAACAGGAAAGACAGCCAGAGUUCAAAGCAAGAAAGCCAACCGAUGAUCGUCAUCCCUCGUGGCUGGCCAAGCAACAGCAGAAACCGAUCAUUGGUGAUUUUCGAGGCAAGAAGAUUACAUUCGGCGACGAUGGCCAGGCGGCAGAAAUUAUUGCUCCAAGUAUCAAUCAUUCAACCACGACUGCGGCUCCUGCUCCUUUGCCCACCGACGGCAUGCAUCCGUCUUGGGUGGCGAAACAGAAGUUUAAACCGAAAAUUGCUGCAUUUCAGGGCACCAAGAUUAAGUUUGACGAAGAUUAAACAUGUCGAUGGUA